AUGCCUCCCCAUCCCGAAACAACACCUCUCCCCUCCCCAUUCCCAAAUACCUCCCCCGCCAUCCCCAAGCCCACAACCGCAAAAUCCCAAGAAUUCACCCUCCCCAAACUACGACUCGAGAUCCGCGAUCUCACCCACCCCGGCGCCAACCUCGUCUUUACCACCGUCAACGCCUCCCAAACCAUCAUCACCGCCGCCCGCAACGUCCUCCGCCUGCUGUACAACUCCCCCUCCGACCCGACCACCACGCCGCCGCCCACCCGCUCCGUCACCUUCAUCCUACGUGACAUGCCGGGCGUGGCCUACGCAACGGGCAUAGAACUCGACGACGACCACAAGGAGAUUCACUUCUCGCUCAACCACAUCGUCAACACGGCCAAGGACCGUACCGGCCGGGAGAUCACCGGCGUGGUCACCCACGAGCUGGUUCACUGUCUGCAGUGGAAUGCGUUUGGCACAUGUCCGGGCGGGUUGAUUGAGGGUAUUGCCGACUGGGUGAGGCUGAAUUGCGAUCUGGCGCCGCCGCAUUGGAAGAAGGAGGUCGUUGAGAAGUGGGAUGCGGGAUAUCAGCAUACGGCUUACUUUUUGGACUAUUUGGAGAAGAAGAUUGGGGAGGGGUUUAUCAGAAGGUUGAAUGAGAAGUUGAGGAUUGAGAGGUACGAGGAGAAGAGGUUUUGGUUGGAGUUGACGGGAAGGACUGUCAAUGAGCUGUUCAAGGAAUACGUCGCGAGCAUCACGGGAGAGCAGUAG
This is a messenger RNA of Pochonia chlamydosporia 170, 750 nucleotides long. RefSeq lists its product as hypothetical. The record is from RefSeq and is a predicted model, not a curated record. Bases 1 to 750 code for a protein of 249 amino acids. The transcript has a single exon. NCBI's taxonomy places the organism in Eukaryota, Fungi, Ascomycota, Sordariomycetes, Hypocreales, Clavicipitaceae.